Messenger RNA from Desarmillaria tabescens, 558 nucleotides. RefSeq lists its product as uncharacterized. The record is from RefSeq and is a predicted model, not a curated record. The transcript is spliced from 7 exons. The coding region runs from base 1 to 558 and encodes 185 amino acids. NCBI's taxonomy places the organism in Eukaryota, Fungi, Basidiomycota, Agaricomycetes, Agaricales, Physalacriaceae.
AUGCACCAAAAACGUGUCUUUAACUGGGAAGGGAAGAACAUCAUCGCUUGGAAGGAGAAGCUCGUUCCGAAUGGCACCCCUAUACAUUUCCUGGCUGAUGAUGAGGGCACGUUCACCAGUUCAACAGGCCUUGAGUCGUUUUCGAUGCGGUAUCCUUGCUACGCGUGCCUCGAGUCAAGGUAUGUUCUGCCUCUUGCCGUCGAGGGGAUUCCAAGCGAGGUCACUUUGAUGGGGGCAAAGACAAUUCUGACCGCUGAGCUUCGUGUUCUGAAGCUGUGGAAGGAGGAACGAAAAAGCCUCAUGACCUUGAGUGACGUGGCAUCCAGGCUUCAUCCAAAAGGACAAACAGCAGCGAUGGACUGCCGAGUAACGGAGUUGAGGGUGGAUGAGAUGGGCUCGAGAGGACGACACGUCAAAUCAGGAUGGGGUUGUAGCAGAGAAAUGAGAGACAUAUGCUUGCUCAGCACACAUCCACGUCUCGUGUUAGAAGGGAGCCUGGACUCUGAAGGGCUGUUCCAGUAUAAUGUCAGGGUACGGGAUACAGGCAAGGCAGAAUAA